Raphanus sativus (radish) is the source of this 1142-nucleotide messenger RNA. RefSeq names its product ethylene-responsive transcription factor ERF014. The coding region runs from base 285 to 1076 and encodes 263 amino acids. The record is from RefSeq and is a predicted model, not a curated record. Lineage: Eukaryota; Viridiplantae; Streptophyta; Magnoliopsida; Brassicales; Brassicaceae. Gene Ontology annotation, molecular function: DNA-binding transcription factor activity; DNA binding. The transcript has a single exon. Gene Ontology annotation, biological process: regulation of DNA-templated transcription.
UGCCUCUCAAAAUAGAAUCCGAUGUAUCUAGCCCUUACUAUGUUUUACAAAUUAUCUAUCGUUUCUUGAAAUAGAUAAUUGAGUUUUUGUUUAUAUUGAGUGUUGAUUUUGUGUAAUUUUCUUUUGCAGGGUUCGCAAAUUUGACCUAGCUAGACUGAGAAGAAGUAACAUAAUUAGUGGUAACCAAUAGCGUACUAGAGAAUUUUAAUGGUAAAAUCCUUCUAUUAAAUAAAUUGUAAAACACCUGUCUAUCAAAAUUAUUUAAAGAAAAAGUACUCAUUUCAAUGUGUGUGCCCCAUGCUACUUUCUUUGACUAUGUUCAUAGUAUAUUUUAUUAUUCUGUUACUACUUUUGUUCUUCAUAUAUCAUCUAUAAAUAGAGACGAACUAUUCUUCUCUUCCAACUUCCUCCUCAAAUACAAUACCCUUUACGUUAUUAACUUACUAUCAAUGGUGAAAGCUCUUCAGAAUACGACAAAGCGAAUGUCUCCAUCAUCAUCAUCAUCUUCAUCUUCAUUAUCGACAUCAUCAUCCAUAAGCAAGAAUAACAUGGCCAAGAAGUACAAAGGAGUGAGAAUGAGAAGUUGGGGUUCAUGGGUUUCAGAGAUCAGAGCUCCUAAUCAAAAGACAAGGAUCUGGCUCGGUUCUUACUCAACCGCUGAAGCCGCUGCUCGAGCCUACGAUGCUGCGCUUCUCUGUCUCAAAGGAUCUUCGGCUAAUAAUCUCAACUUCCCAGAGAUCUCAUCUUCUCUCUACAAUACCAACAAUGGUGACAACAAAAACACUAUUAACAUGUCUCCUAAGUACAUACAGAGAGUGGCUGCUGCUGCAGCUAACGCAGAUCCUUCUUCCUCAUCUGUCUCUACUUCAUCUCCAUUACUUUCCUCAUCUCCUUCUGAAGAUCUCUAUGAUGUGGUCUCCAUGUCUCAGUAUGACCAACAAGUAGUCUCCUUAUCUGAAUCAUCAUGGUACAACUGCUUUGAUGGUGAUGAUCAGUUCAUGUUACCGUAUUUGACAACACCACUUGCUGAUGAUUUCUUUGAGGAAGGAGAUAUCAGAUUAUGGAAUUUUUGUUGAUUCUGCUUUAAUUAUAUGAUCAUACCUUAUUUUUUACAGUCAUCAAAACAAAAGAUUAUUUGUUUC